GUCGCGACCACCGUUUUAUAUAUUGUACAAUUCACAAAUAAUGUGAAACCCUUUAAAACGUUUGGUCGUCAACCUUGCAAGACAGUCGUUGGUGAUGUCCAGGUUCCGUAAGAGUAAGAAACAGCGUCAAGAACGACCCGUGUCAAAUUCGCACCCACAACAGUCAUCGGGUGGUCGUCUAUGUCAUUGGUACGAUCAUAAACGUUGUCCGCCAUUCGUAACUGUCGAUCAGCUACACAAAUAUCGGCGUAAAGGACUUGGGUUCGAUCAACUGCCGCUAGCACCUCCAUUUGGACAGUCGGACAGUCCCGUCGCGUUUGAUACUGAAUAUAGGUUUCGUUUCGAGGUACCAUAUAAAACACCGGAGGAAAUGAGCGUGAAUAGGCGACAUGCUGCGGUGCCCAAAGAUGAACUACAGAUGGAGGGUGACGCGGAAUUUAGUGCCGAAUAUUCAGAGAAUUUUAAAAACUCGCCUAGGGAAAGGCAAAUAGCCGAAAGACAUGGUAGUCACAUAGGGCCAUUCACGUGUCCCGAUUGUCCAUCUGUUUUAACUUCCGAACAACACGACCAAUAUGUGGCUUAUGCAGAGGGUCGACGUGCCAGCAAUGCUCGACCAUCAACCGGACUCCGAAUGGAGGGAAAUAUGGAAUUAGAUACGGAGCUACGACAUAAUUACGUGCCACAUCCCGAUGGCCAUCCAGCAGAGAACUUACGUCCAAGCACUGGAUUGAAGUUAGAAGAUGGUACUAUGAAGGUGGAGUCGGAACAAGCAGCCAACUACAAAGGAUAUCCUACAACACCUCACCCGUCUACUGAAGUCCAGCCAGAUCACAAUCAGGCCAUCAGCGUGGUACGACCAAAAAAUUCAUGUUGUACUUUUCAACCCAUGGGAAGUCUGCCCGACAAUAGCAUCAAGGAAAUGAUUUAUGUCAGAGACAGUGGCAUGUUACUUCAAUCUGCUCGUCCUGUAUCAAUCUACAGUCCACCAAGAUUUGAACGCUCCCUUCCUGUUACCUUAAAAAAGCCGGUAUAUCGUUUGGAAGUAGUUGACUGCAGUAGAGAUGGAGGUGGUAUGUUGAAAAAAGAUGCGACAAAUUUAUCGAAAACGUUUCCAAUAGCUCUUUCUCCAGUAGAAGAAGCAUUUGUAGUACUCGAAAGACCGACAGGAUCUAUAGGAACUGGUGGAAAUCGUUGGGUAAAACGGAGACAACGGAAAAUGAGGACUGUACGAUUUUUCGAUGAACAACGACCAGUUUUCGCUGAAGGAAAAACUGUACAAUAAUUACAAGCCACCUCCAAAAAUUGCUAAUUAAAUGAAACAGAGAUGUACUUAAGGGAGUGCUCGAGAAGGGAAAAAGUAAAUUUUAGACAUUUUCAUGACUGAACUAAGAGAAGUAAUAUUCAUGUCACAAUACGUAUAAACGAAGUAAUACGCACAAAUCUAUAGCAAAUAUAAUCAUAGAUAAUUUGUUUUUAAUGAAAAACUGUAAACGAUAAAAUAUACUUAUAAAAUAAAAUGUUUUAAAUUAUAUCUAUAGAAUAUUUCAAUAUUCACAGUUAUACAGGAUGAUUCAUUAAGUAUAAGUCAAUUAUUUUCUUGAGAAAUAUCGAAAAUGUUUAAAUUUCUUAACGUUAAACAUUGUUUCAUUCAAAGAAUUUUAUAUUUAUAUGCAG
This is a messenger RNA of Daktulosphaira vitifoliae (grape phylloxera), 1674 nucleotides long. RefSeq lists its product as uncharacterized. The transcript is spliced from 4 exons. The record is from RefSeq and is a predicted model, not a curated record. NCBI's taxonomy places the organism in Eukaryota, Metazoa, Arthropoda, Insecta, Hemiptera, Phylloxeridae. Bases 95 to 1282 code for a protein of 395 amino acids.